ACUUGACGAAUUACUUGACAAGGUGAUGAUUUACUUAUUCGUCAGACUGCCUCUUAAAAUGGCGCAAAUCCUGAGGUAAAGCAAAAACCUCUGGGAUCUCACUGCACAGGUGAGUUCCACCUCCACGUCUGGGAUUGGAUAAGAAGUCCUUCCCUUCUGUGCUCUGAUUGGCCGCCGCGCCGUGAGGCUCACUUUCUAUUCGGCUACUUCACAACAGGUAAAAGGCUACCUGAUUGACAGAAGGUGGGUUCGGGAUAAGACGCACACCUGGACUCGAGCAGGAUGGCAAGCACAGGACUGGCCGUGAGCGGCCCGAGCUCGGAGGACAGGGUGGUUUUUACGCAACUGAAGCCUGUGCGGAUGUCGAGCGGAGACGGAACGGAGGAUUCGUCCGUGUUUGAGGACGUCAAACCCACGGAUCUUGGCCCAGGGUUCAGGUGUGUGGUUCGAUCUUCUACUGAAAUAAAGGCAUCGCGCUUGGAGUGGCCACUUUGGACUGAUCCCGGGACCGGCCAAAGUCACCGUCCGGUGCCAAUUAACCCAAUGGAGAUGGAUAAAUAUUUGCUCCAACAAGGGCCACCGUCCCAAACCCUUACAGACAAAAAGUACCGUCGGGAAAGCGCCUCCGUAGUGGACGAGUACUUUGCGGAUGAAAAGCCCGCUCCAUACAGCCUCAACAUCAACCUCAUCCUACCCAACACCACCCAUCUCCGCACGGGGUUGUACCGCCCGACCAAACCCGUGUCUCAGAUCAAAACGGAGCCUGGCGUAGAGACGUCCUGCAACAUCCAGACGCUCCCUAACUUCACGUCGGUUUUCAGUGUGCCACAGACAGUCGACAACCUGUUCGUUAAACCCAACAUGACCGCCGCCGACGAGCUCCACAUCGGCCCGCAGCAGCCACAGGUCUACCAGAUGGCCAUCAGCAGCAGCAACCUCGCUUCCAUGACUUUCUCCAAUAGCCAGCAGGUGAACGGAGCAGGCAGGACCAUGCUCAACCUGAACGCCGUGGCCUUGACAACACCAUCAGGUGACUUUGUGAUACCUGAACACUUCUACCAGCAAGCGCAACCUGACAGCCUGCCGCCUUCGCCCCCGAACUCGCAGCCGGGAAGCCCAGAGAAUCAAGCCGAGCUGAUUAACAUGGUUCCUCCUCCUCCUCCUCCUUAUCAGACCCAAAUGGGAUUAAAGGUGGCACAGAUGACCCCUCACUCUGUGCUGAUGACUCAGGGACAAGGCGUCCUCACCGGCCCCAGGUACAACCGAAGGAAUAACCCCGAACUGGAGAAGAGAAGAAUUCACCACUGCGACUUCCCAGGAUGCACCAAGGUUUACACAAAAAGCUCCCACUUGAAAGCACACCAAAGGACACAUACGGGCGAGAAGCCGUACCGCUGCACUUGGGAAGGAUGCGACUGGCGUUUCGCCCGAUCAGAUGAACUCACGAGGCACUACAGAAAGCACACGGGAGCCAAACCCUUCAAAUGUGUCGCGUGCAACCGAUGCUUCUCACGCUCGGAUCACUUGGCGCUUCACAUGAAGAGGCACCAAAACUGAGUUUCUGACCAGAAGAAAAAGAAAAACUUUUUUAAUAUUCGUAUCAUUAAAUAUAUAUUUGAUGUCUUCGACCAGAUCAAAUAUGUUUCUCUCAAAAAAAAAAAAAAAAAAAAAAAGAACUGCCAAUUUCAGCCUGACCACUUUUUUUUUUUUUUUUUUUUAGCCCUAGGAUUAGUAGAUUAAGGAAGGAAGACUCGACUCGACUCGACUCGACAUGUCUUUCGAGCGGGAUCGUCAGAAAUAGCUUGAUUAUGUUGUAGAUUGUUUUCGUGCGACUGUAUAUAUUUGUAUGCACCUGAGUGCUUUGUGUAUGAAUGGUUGUGAAAUCCGUAGCCGACGUCUUCGGCGCUCUGGUUCGGAAAGCGAUCCCGUGUUGUUCUGUAGCCGAGAUGCUUCUAAAGAACAGGUUUGGCGUUAAAUUUGAUCGUAGCGGCUGUGGAAUUUCCCAAGUUGAUACAAACAGGAUAGCUGAGUGCUUUUAUAACCUGCGCCGUUUAGAUCGGGAUCUUUUUUUUUUUUUCCUCCAGCUCUUGUAGAAGAAUUUAUUUGCUAAGGAGUCGAGAGUACAGAGUUGAGUAAUGUUUGUUUUUCUCAGACUUUGGUAUCCAUGGAAACAAACCAUUUUAUGAGUAGCUUGAGCAAGAAACGAGGUCCGCUCUGCCGGAUCAAUGGCUCCUUCUGGCCGUAUAAUGUUAAGUGGAUUAUACGUGCAGGAUUUAAGACCAGUAGUUAACUAUGCUAAAUAUCCCUGUAUUAAUUAUUGACAGGCUCUGUGACGUUCGAGUCGAAAUCGCUCGAAGCACCGAAGAUACAUGUGCCAAAUUAUUAUUAAAGACAGAGGGAGGGAGAGAGAGAGAGAGAGAGAGAGAGAGAGAGAGAGAGAGAGGAUUUUUUAUGUGAGAGGAAACUCCUUGGAGUAUUUCAUCAGCUGUGUUGAGUGUUUAUUGACACUGUAAUACGGAACAGUAACGGAAGAUCGAAUCUCAUAGAUACACUCGAACCAGAGCGUUUUGAACCCUACUGCUCGUCUUUAUUAUCUCUUUAUUCUAAGCACUUCCUCCUGCCUGGCUGUGUGUGUGGGUGUGUGUGUGUGUGUGUGUGUGUGUGUGUGUGUGUGUGUGUGUGUGUGUGUGUGUGUGUGUGUGUGUGUGUGUGUGUGUGUGUGUGUUUGUGUGUGUGUGUGUGUGU
Messenger RNA from Tachysurus fulvidraco (yellow catfish), 2745 nucleotides. RefSeq names its product Kruppel-like factor 5 like (gene klf5l). The transcript is spliced from 6 exons. The coding region runs from base 283 to 1557 and encodes 424 amino acids. Gene Ontology annotation, molecular function: RNA polymerase II cis-regulatory region sequence-specific DNA binding; DNA-binding transcription factor activity, RNA polymerase II-specific. Gene Ontology annotation, biological process: regulation of transcription by RNA polymerase II. The record is from RefSeq and is a predicted model, not a curated record. NCBI's taxonomy places the organism in Eukaryota, Metazoa, Chordata, Actinopteri, Siluriformes, Bagridae.